Exaiptasia diaphana is the source of this 879-nucleotide messenger RNA. RefSeq names its product EF-hand calcium-binding domain-containing protein 1. NCBI's taxonomy places the organism in Eukaryota, Metazoa, Cnidaria, Anthozoa, Actiniaria, Aiptasiidae. The transcript has 7 exons. The coding region runs from base 70 to 723 and encodes 217 amino acids. The record is from RefSeq and is a predicted model, not a curated record. Gene Ontology annotation, molecular function: calcium ion binding.
CAGCUUGAAGAAAAACAUCGUAGUUUCCAACAGAAAAAUAAAAAGAGAGCUUGCUGAUUUUCUAAUAAGAUGGCAGGUAUUAUAGCCAGAAAGAAUCAAGAAAAACUUGCGGAAUCUUUAUACAAAAAUACAAACUUUUCCAAGCAAGAAGUAUUGAAUUUACUGACGAUGUUUUCCGAAGAAGUCAAGCCAAAAGACAAGAUGGACAGAACGGCAUUUCGAGAAAUAUUGCGAACAAAAUUCAGUAUGACAGAUGACAUGCUUAUGGAUCGAGUUUUCAGGGCAUUCGACAAGGAUACUGACAGUUUUAUACGAAUGGAAGAUUGGGUUAUGGGUUUGUCUGAUUUCUUGAGAGGAAAUUUAGACAAAAGAACAGAAUUUUGCUUCAAUGUGUAUGACUUAAAUGGAGAUUCAUUUAUUUCAAAAGAAGAAAUUAUACAAUUACUAAAGAAUACAAUUGUCAAGCAAUCAACUGAAGAAGAGCCUGAUGAAGGUGUUCGUGAUCUUUGUGACAUAGCCUUGAGAAUUACGGAUGAUGAUAGUGAUAACAAACUUUCAUUGAAAGACUUUAAAGCAGCAGUUAACAGAAAUACUCUUUUGCUCGAAAUCUUUGGCCAGUGUCUCCCAAAUCAAGAUGAUAUCGAUAAAUUUCUUGAGGAAAUAAAGGACGAAAAGGAGAAUCAGGCAAAAGGGCCUUCAAGCUAUAAACCUCGCAAGACAUAACCAUCUAUAUAAUAUGAUACUUAGCAAAUAAGAUCCACAUUUCUUUUUUGUAAAUAAGGCCUGCCACAGAUCAACAUUCUGUGUUAGAAAGAAGAUCACCUCACCAUGUAGAAAGGAAGUUUCAUCAGAAAUACAAAUAAAUAAACAAUCAAAUAG